AUGGAUCUUCUAUCCAUCCUCCCUGAAAUUUCGAUAAAAUCGUUCUCCCAUAUCCUCCCGCCGCUCGAAAGAAGCAGAGUCAAUACAGUCGACCUCAUUUCGCUGGAUACCCUCGAAAUCGCGAAACGCGCCCACGUUCCCCCUGCAGACGUUCGCCGUUUAGCCAACCACGUCAUAAAAGCCCUGCACAACGAUGUCGGAUUUGAAGAAGGCCCCCGUCCUGAGCAGGAACAGCCUGAUAGCAGCCCUGACCUCGAAUUACCGCUGAUUUCAGGACCGCGAACGAAACUCGACCUAUCGCAAUGGCGCACGAUUAGCACUCUUGACGCCGCCUUAGAUACCCUGUUGAAUGGAGGAAUUGCAACCGGAUAUGUGACCGAAGUGACUGGUGAGAGCGGGAGCGGCAAGACGCAGUUCUUGCUUGGCCUGUUGCUGGCUGUGCAGCUUCCACCACCUCAGGGUGCGGGCAGAAGCGCGAUAUACAUCUCUACGGAAGCCCCGCUCGCUACAAACCGGCUUUCCCAGCUUAUCGAGUGUCAUCCGUAUUUGUCGACUCUUUCGCGCGAGCAGGCCCCUUCUCUGGGUAGGAUUCUUUCCAUAAACGCAAUGGAUCUCGAGAGCCAGGAUCACAUACUAAAUUACCAACUGCCCGUGGCUAUCAAGCGAUACAAUGUUGGGCUAGUUGUAAUUGACUCUAUCACCUCCAACUACCGGGCCGAGCAUACGUCUCACGAUCUAUCCGGCUUGUCGACACGCUCGGGGGAGCUCGCCAAACUAGGCCAGAUGCUGCGCAACUUGGCCGCGAGCGAAGAUGUCGCCAUUGUCGUUGCCAAUCAAGUCUCUGACAGAUUUGAGGGUGACGCUCCCUUGCCUUUUUCACGGGUGACCGGCGACCGGACGCCGAUGUCUUCUCCCGCCACGCAACAACUACGAGACUACUACGUCGGAUUUGACCGUGAGGCUGCCGCGUCGCCUUUGUCUCGAGUGCGGACAUCAGAACCGGCUAACGCGGAGCUGAAUCAUCACACUCUCGCCGUUUCGCAGUGCACGCCGAGCUUCCCUUCUUCAUCACCUCUGCCCACGCAAGAUGACCAGCCGCAGUUCGAUGGGUCAUACCUGGUAGGCAACCCAGUACGAAAUGAGAUUCUCAGCUUGCAACAUCAGCAGCGUUUCUUCACCGGAUGGGGGGACUCUCCUCCGCCGUUGGCUCACGGUACGCAGCCUUGGGUCCAGCAAUAUACUCUUAAAACUCCGACGUUAGGCCUCGUCUGGUCCACGCAAAUCGCAUGCCGGAUUGCCCUAAAGAAGUAUAAUCGGCCGGUGAUCUUUGACGCGGUAUUAGAUCGCAAUCCCACAAUUCCUGUCCAGAAACUCACUUCCCAAGAACAAGACGAGCCAUCUGAGUCUGAGGUUGCAUCAGAUGCGGCUUCUCUUCCUGAAGAGAAUUCGACCCGCCCGAACAACUCUACUGCUACAGCCAUGAAAAACGUGCCUACAGCGUCGGCUCCACAGAUCAUACACUCUACCGAGCAAUCAAUCCAGCGAACCAUGAAACUGGUCUUUGCUCCAUGGGCCGGAGGAUCUGCGCCUCUAUCGUCUGAAUUCGGAGAUGAAGUGGAGUUUGAGAUCUGGAAGGGAGGUAUCAAGGCCGUUAAGAGAGAGUAA
Molecule: messenger RNA, 1665 nt
Organism: Aspergillus nidulans FGSC A4
Lineage: Eukaryota; Fungi; Ascomycota; Eurotiomycetes; Eurotiales; Aspergillaceae
Product: putative DNA repair protein (Rad57)
Exons: 2
Coding region: 1-1665 (554 amino acids)
Biological process (GO): double-strand break repair; DNA repair; DNA recombination
Molecular function (GO): ATP binding; ATP-dependent DNA damage sensor activity; DNA binding
Source: RefSeq, a predicted model, not a curated record